AUGGCUGACGACGGUGAUUAUGACGAUGGAGGUGCUGAUUUGGGUAUGGAUGAUGACAUCGAUGAAGAUGAAUUCAAUGAAGAUGAACAAGAUUUUGAUGGGGAACAAAAUACACAAGGUAAUGGACAACAAACACAAGGGGAUGAUCGAAUGGAUAUACUUAAUGAAGAUGAUGCUGGUGGACAAGCAGGAAUGAGAACUGAUCCAUCGAAAAGAAUCACAACACCAUAUAUGACAAAAUAUGAGCGGGCACGGGUAUUAGGUACUCGAGCAUUACAAAUAGCUAUGUGUGCACCACUCAUGGUUGAACCAGAUGCUGAAAAAACUUUAAAACAAAUUGAACGCAAUGAAAAUUAUUCAUCUUUAUUAUUAACACUUUGUGAAAGUUCAACAACAUCAGAUGAUAUUCGUCGUGCAUCAGUAAUAACAUUUAAAAAUUUUAUAAAACGUAAUUGGCCAUCACUUGAUGAAUCAAAUUCAAUAUCAAUUCGUGAUCGAAAUCAUAUUAAAGAACAUAUCAUUGACUUAAUGACACGUUCACCUGAACAUAUUCAAGAACAAUUAUCAGAUGCAAUUACAGUUAUUGGUAAAUGUGAUUUUCCUGAUCAAUGGUCAACAUUACUUGAUACAAUGGUAAAACAAUUUCAACAACAAUCAUCAAGUUCAUUUCAAUCAAUUAAUGGAGUUUUAAAAACAGCACAUUCAUUAUUUGAAAGAUAUCGAUAUGAACAAAAAUCUGAUGAAUUAUGGUCUGAAAUAAAAUUAGUUCUGGAAAAAUUUGCACCAGCUUUUACAGAAUUAUUUAAAUCUUUAAUGAAUUAUUAUCCACAAAAAGAAUCUGAUCCAGUGGAAAUGAAAAAUAUUUUUAAUUCUUUACAUGUUAUCAUCAAGAUAUUUUAUGAUCUCAAUGCUCAAGAAUUACCAGAACAUUUUGAAGAUAAUAUAACAAUAUACAUGACAUAUUUUUUGGCACUUUUAUCUUAUGAUCAUCCAUCACUUCAUUCAAAUAGUAAUGAUCCAGGAAUAUUAGAUCAAGUUAAAACAGAAAUUUGUCGAUGCAUUGCACUUUAUGCCGAUAAUUAUAGUGAUGAAUUUAAACCAUAUGCACAACAAUUUGCAUUAACUAUUUGGUCAUUAUUAACACGAUUAAAUCUUUCACCAUCAUAUGAUGAACUUGUUAGUACAGCAAUGCGAUUUUUAUCAACAUUAGCUGCUCGAAGUCAUCAUUGUAGUAUGUUCGAAGGUGGUGAUAUUUUGAAAACUGUAUGUGAACAAGUUAUUUUACCGAAUUUAUUUCUUCGAGAAUCGGAUGUAGAAGAAUUUGAAGAUAAUCCAGAAGAAUAUAUUCGAAAAGAUAUUGAAAAAUCAGAUUCAGCAACACGUCGACGAGCUGCUUGUGAUUUUCUUCAAGCACUUUGUAUCUUUUUUGAACCACAAGUUAUAGCCAUUUAUAGUCAAUAUAUUGAAACAAUGCAAAAGGAAUAUUUACAAAAUCCAACAAAAGAUUGGAUGAAAAAAGAUACAUGUAUUUUUCUUGUCUUAGCACUUGCAUCAAAAGGUGAAACACAAAAAUUUGGUAUUACUAAAACAAGUUCAUUUAUUAGUAUUCCAGCAUUUUAUUCAGCUAGUAUUUUACCUGAGCUUCAAAAUCCAGAUAUUAAUAGUUUACCAUUAAUUAAAGCUGAUUGUUUAAAAUUUUUAAUUCAUGUUCGAAAUCAAAUUGAUCGUGAUGCUUUACUUCUUUCAAUACCUGAAUGUGUUCGAUAUUUAUCAUCAAAUAAUAUUGUUGUACAAACAUAUGCAGCACAUGCUAUUGAACGUUUAUUACUUGUUCGUCAUUCAGCUGAUCAAAAACAAACAGCAAUUACAAAAACUGAUUUAAUUCCUUAUGCACAAACAAUGUAUGAUAGUUUCUUUCGAAUCUUAACAUCGAAUAAAUCAUAUGAAAAUGAAUAUGUUAUGCGAGCUGUUAUGAGAUUAUCAUCAGCACUUCAAGAUGGAGUUUUACCAUAUUUAAAUCAAUUAAUCGAAAAAUUAGUUAUGAUUUUACAACGAUCAUGCAAAAAUCCAAAUAAACCAAAUUUUAAUCAUUAUCUUUUUGAAACAAUAACUGUAUUAAUUCGUACAAGUGUUUUACAAAAUUCCAAUGUACUUAAUCAAUUUGAACAAAUACUUUUUCCUGUAUUUACACCAAUAUUUACAGAAGAUAUUGCUGAAUUUGUUCCAUAUGUUUUACAAAUAAUCGGAUUUUUAUUAGAAUCACAUACAUCAUCAAUUCCAGAAACAUAUCGCGCAUUAUUUCAAUCGAUUCUUACACCAUCAUUUUGGGAUCGUAGUGGAAAUAUUCCAGCUUUAUCAAGACUCUUACAAGCAUAUAUUGAAAAAGCUGGUGAAACAAUUGUUCUUGAAAAAUUAACAAUUGUUCUUGCAAUAUUUCAACGACUUGUAUCUCAAUCAAAAAUUCAUGAUCAUGAAGGUUUUGCUAUAUUAAAUUCAUUAAUUAUGCAUUUACCAACUGGAUGUUUAAAUAAUUAUUUUAAAGAUAUAUUUAUUAUUAUAUUUACUCGUUUAACAAAAGCUAAAACACAAAAAUUAAUUCGAUGUAUUAUUAUAUUUUUUUCAUAUUUUACUAUUAAAUAUGGUGCACAAGAACUCAUUACACAAAUUGAUUCAAUUCAAACAAAUAUGUUUCAAAUGGUUGUUGAACGUUUAUUUAUGCCAGAAUUAUCUAAAGUUGAUGACUGUGAUAAAAAAUUAUGUGCAAUUGCUAUAACACAUUUAUUAUGUGAUCCAGAAGCAAUGACAAAUGGAGUUUAUUUAAAUAAUUUAUGGUUAAUUUUAUUACAAACUUUACUUCGAUUGUUUGAAUCAUGUAAUGAAUUACAAACAAUGUCAGCUGCUGAAAGAAAAAAACAAGCUCAAGAUCAAGCAGAAGAAGAUUUACUUGUUGGAUUAGAUGAUACACCAGAUUAUACUCCAGCAUUUUCACGUUUGGCAUUUGCUAAAAAAUCUUCUACAGAUUUAUUUGGUUCAAGUAUUCCUGAUGCUCGUUGUCAUUUGGCUAAAUGCUUACAAACAUUAACAAGUUCUCAUCCUAAUCAAUUUUUGAAUAUCAUGACCAAUGGCUUAUCACCAGAACAUUUAUCACAUAUACAAAAAUAUUGUGCAUUAGCUAAUGUUACACUUAUGUGA
Adineta steineri is the source of this 3192-nucleotide messenger RNA. NCBI's taxonomy places the organism in Eukaryota, Metazoa, Rotifera, Eurotatoria, Adinetida, Adinetidae. The record is from the annotation of a GenBank genome assembly.